This is a messenger RNA of Nothobranchius furzeri (turquoise killifish), 3328 nucleotides long. RefSeq names its product extracellular calcium-sensing receptor-like. NCBI's taxonomy places the organism in Eukaryota, Metazoa, Chordata, Actinopteri, Cyprinodontiformes, Nothobranchiidae. Gene Ontology annotation, cellular component: plasma membrane. Gene Ontology annotation, molecular function: G protein-coupled receptor activity. Gene Ontology annotation, biological process: G protein-coupled receptor signaling pathway. The record is from RefSeq and is a predicted model, not a curated record.
GUCUGUGUGUGUGUGGGGUGGGGACAUUAAAUUCCAGGCACUGUGGAUAUCUUUGAAUCUCUGACACGUUGUUCUAAAAUAUGAAAAUUGGGGGAGUGAUACUCUUUUAACGUCAUAAUAGAUGUAACCAAAGAUUGGUGGUUGAUGGUACUUUGUGAUGGGUAACCAGCUGAUGCUCAAUAGAUGAUUUAUAAACCCGUAAAAACACACCAACACCCACAAGCAUCCACAUGAGGAAUGGAGAUUCAGGCUAUUUUCAUUGGUUUGAGUCGAGUUAUGUUUUUUUUGGACGUAACACCAGUUGUCUUUGGUGUUUUCAUGGAUGGUUUUAAAAACAGGAUUGAGUCUACAGAGGCUCUGACUGCUGCUGGCAUUCCUCUUGAGGCAUCAUCGAACAAAUGUAACCAGCAGGGCACCCCUCGCUCCCCUGCGUUCUCAUUGGAUGGUGACUUUGUUAUUGGAGGUGCUUUCUAUAUUCAUAACACAAUGCUAACAGGGAUUUAUAACUACACAACCAAGCCGGAGCCUCCUAAAUGCUCUGGGAGCUUUAACACUCGGGAGCUGCGUUUUUCUCGUGCAAUGAUCUUUGGCAUAGAGGAAAUCAACAACAGCACAGAGCUGCUGCCAGGCAUAAAACUUGGAUAUCAGAUCUAUGAUGUUUGCUCCUCAGUGUUGAUUGCUUCUCAUGCUGCAUUUGAGCUGUUAAACCGCCAGGACCCUGUAUUUUACAAAGACGGCAAUUGUUCUAAUUCUGGUGCAGUGAUGGCUGUUGUUGGAGCUUCUGGAUCCACGCCAUCCAUCAGCCUGUCACGCAUCAUUGGGUCCUUCAACAUUCCUCAAGUCAGCCACUCUGCCACGUGUGCCUGUCUGUCAGAUAAGCAGCAGUACCCAUCUUUUUUCAGAACAGUUCCCAGUGACCAGUUCCAGGCUGAUGCACUGGCCAAGCUGGUGAAACACUUUGGCUGGACUUGGAUAGGAGCUGUCCACUCAGACUCAGAUUAUGGAAAUUAUGGGAUGGCCUCUUUUCUUGCUGCAGCACAGAGAGAGGGAAUCUGUGUGGAAUAUUCUGUAUCCUUCUUUCGAACCGACUCGCGUAGCAAGAUCAAGGCAGCAGCUGAUGUUAUCCGCAGGUCAACAGCGACGGUUGUUGUGUCAUUUACAGCCAGUGGAGAUAUGAUAGUUCUCCUAGAAGACCUGGCUAAGGAUCCUCCACCACCUCGUCAGUGGAUAGGAAGUGAGGGUUGGGUGUCUGAUCUACACCUGAUGAUCUACACUUUCUGUGCAGGAGCCAUUGGAGUUACCGCUCCGAAAUCUGUCAUCCCAGGUCUGAGAAAUUUCCUACUGGAUCUUUCUCACACUGAAGUAGCUGCCUCCUCAGUGCUUACAGAGUUUUGGGAGGAUGCUUUCAACUGCACCAUUACAAAAAUUGCAUCCCCACAUAUGACAGUAUGUGAUGGAACUGAAGAUAUAAAGUCACUCAAAAGCCCGUACACUGAUACAUCACAAUUGAGAGGUACAAACAUGGUGUACAAGGCUGUCUAUGCAAUAGCUCAUGCUAUUCACAAUGCAGUGUGUCACGAAACUAAUUUGAAUGUUCAGUGUGACAAAACAACCAAGCUGGAGGCAAAGCAGGUUUUGACCGAACUACAGAAAGUCAACUUUUCCCGUAACGGUUAUCCUGUAUCAUUUGAUGCUAACGGAGAUCCUGUAGCUUUUUAUGAGCUGGUCAACUGGCAGAAGAGUGAGAGUGGAGUUAUUGAGCCGGUAACAGUAGGAUACUAUGAUGCAUCACUGCCGAAAGGACAGGAGUUUCACAUCAGCAGGAACAUAACCUGGGUUGAAGGCAGCUCACAAAUCCCAGUAUCAGUGUGCUCUGAGAGUUGUCCACCAGGAACUCAUAAAGUCUUGCAGAAAGGAAAACCCAUCUGCUGCUAUGAUUGUACACCAUGUCCUGAAGGAGAGAUUAGUAACGUCACUGAUUCUCCAGACUGUUUCCCGUGUCCCAGUGAAUUGUGGCCUAAUGCACGAAGAGACGCUUGUUUCCCCAAACCUGUGGAGUUUCUUUCCUAUGAUGAAGUCCUGGCAAUCAUCCUGGCUGCAUUCUCUGUUAGUGGGGCCUGUCUGGCCAUCAUAACAGCAGCUAUUUUCUUUCAUCACAGAACAACUCCAAUUGUCAGAGCCAACAACUCUGAGCUGAGCUUCCUGCUGCUCUUCUCUCUGACUCUGUGUUUCUUAUGUUCAUUAACUUUCAUCGGAGCUCCCUCUGAUUGGUCCUGCAUGCUGCGACACACAGCGUUUGGUAUCACCUUUGUUCUCUGUAUCUCCUGUGUUCUUGGCAAAACUGUAGUGGUUGUAGUGGCCUUUAAAGCUACACUUCCAGGUACUAAUGCGAUGCAAUGGUUUGGGCCUCCACAACAAAGAAUGACUGUUGUGUUUUUCACAUUUAUUCAAAUUAUAAUCUGUACUGUGUGGUUGUUACUCAGCCCUCCAUUCCCAAUGAAGAAUCUGAGCACAUACAAGGAGAAGAUCAUCCUGGAAUGUGCAUUAGGUUCUGCUGUUGGGUUCUGGGCUGUGCUCGGGUACAUUGGCCUGCUGGCUGUUUUCUGCUUUGUGUUAGCUGUUCUAGCUCGGAAACUACCUGAUAAUUUUAAUGAAGCCAAGCUGAUAACCUUCAGCAUGCUGAUAUUCUGUGCAGUGUGGCUCACCUUCAUCCCAGCAUAUGUCAGCUCUCCUGGAAAAUUUACUGUAGCUGUGGAGAUAUUUGCUAUUCUGGCCUCCAGUUUUGGACUGAUUCUGUGUAUAUUUGCUCCAAAGUGUUUCAUCAUAAUAUUUCAGCCUGAGAAGAACUCUAAGAAAUAUUUAUUGAACAAGAAUUAGAUUAGCGCUUCCUUGUCGGUAAUGUAGCUUUAGGAAGUAUAAUGGUCUGCCUUAACAGCUGCCCCUUCACACAGUAACACCGCCAAGGUCGGACGCUUGGUUCAGUAUGUUUACAUUCCAGGAGAAGAGUCAGAAGAACAGAAGAAGAACGCUUUUGAUGGAGUAAUCAAAGUACUUUAUUUGUGAUAAGCUAAACAAAACACACACACACACCAACCCGAACCAUCUACAUCCAUAUGCAUCCAUCAUUGAGAUAGUCCUGGUAGAUUGUAAGAAUUUAUAAUUAUAGAAAUUAAAGAUUCUUAAACGAUCCCAACUUUCUCUCUUUCUUGUCUCUCAGUCAAUACAAAGUGUUUAAGUAAACUCCCUGAUGAUAAAAACAACCUCUUCUGAUUGAUUACUUAGAUUGUAUAAAUAUACAAAAUCAGGUAAUUAAAUUAUCUAAUUACAG